AUGCUAUCAAGAAGGAGUUAUUCAGUGCUUAGGGCCAUAGCCUGGAAGAGAAAUAUUACUCAUUACUGUCCUGUAAGGUCAGAUUUAGUAUCCGAAAUUCGAAAUGUUCGUGAUGACUAUCGAAGAAGAACUGAAGGAGAAAUAGAUUUGAACGAAGAUAACAAGUCAACAUCGAUGGGGGAGCAGGUUGAAGAUCCAGUUCAAACAAUUUCGAAGAUUGUUUCUAAGAAGGCGAGCAUAAAUGCGUUUGUAGAUCCAGGGAACCGUGAGAUGGAUUUAUCCAAGUCCAAUGAAGUAAUCUACAAUACAUUAUGCGAUGCAAAUCAAGAAAGAAAGAGGAAAAGAAUAGUCAUACCACAAGACAGAUGGAUGGAGAAGUAUGUAGAGACCCGUCUGGUAGGGAUCAAAGAUAAGAAUGGCAACAACCAGCGGGCCACCCACAAGUCUGUGCGGACUGCCAUGGAACGUGCAUUUGCCAACGCAACCAUAUCUUCUGCAUCUGCGCACAGUUCCAUAGCUGUCGGUGAUCUUGUAGCAUUAUUCAACGACAGUACCUUCUUGUAUAUCGUUGUGGAAACCCCGAAGAAACUAGGAUCAAAUCAUUAUAUGUACAUCAAUCAUUUAGGAGAAAUUGUUUUCGGGCCCAAAGAUAUGAUCAAAUUAAGAUUCCCACAAGCCAUUCCAACAACCCUCGGCGAUGUCCUCAGUAACUUAGUACAAAUUGAAACCAAAUGGAAAGAUGUGGCCCCCAUAGGAUACCCAGAUGCCGAGUUUUCACGACUGGAUUUUGCCCGUCCAAUCGAUAGAAUCAAUACACCAGAAGUCGAAGUUGAUGGCGAAGAAGUAGUUGUCAAGAAAACUGAUUCUGAUGUAGGCGACGAUUUAAUCUUGGCAAAUGCAAGCUCACAAUUACUAACAAAUUCGGAUGUUUUGACAUAUCAAGUGACUGCAAAUGCAAGAGAAGUGUACAACGGACCCUUGAUUAAUGUGUCUUUGAAGACUACUGAAGAACUACCAGGGAUGGUUAGAAAGUUGGAAUUCUUACAUAGAGUGCUUCAGUACAACGAAAGAGGGGACAUGAUCGACUCUCCUGUCACUAUUUCUAUUUUCGAAAUGUUGGAUUAUAUCAAAAUGAUAGAUUUCAAACAAGUAACGGAAUACUUAGAGGGCAGAAGAAAUAUAUAUGACUUACAUUCAGUGAGCAGAGAGGCAAUCAUGAAGAAGGAGUCCGAGAUCUAUGCCAACCCAGAAAUGUUUUUAUACCGAGAUGUUCGUAGGUAUUUAUACAUGUGUGGUUCAGGAGGCAAACACCAAUCUGUUGUGGAUGAGGUAAUACCAACUCUUGGUAAGGCGAUCCCCAAAGUUGCUGCGAAAGAAAGUGCACAUGCUAUUACCACUUUUUUGGCAGCCAUUUUGGGGUUGAGACAACAGAGUAGAUUAUGGAAUUUGAACCAAAGAACUUCGUAUUAUCCUCCAUUGAGUGUUACCGUGCUACCAUUGAGAAGUGUAGGCAUGAGAAACGAUUUGAUCAACACAUUGAAGGAAACAGACGAGGGGAAGAAGUUUGCUCGAUAUGUUAUUGGGUGUUUUAACAGGGAGAAUAUGAAGAAGCCUCGGUAUUAUGACGAAACUGUUCAGUUGAUGAAGGAUUUCGUUGCCGGGAACUUUACAAAUGACCCACAGGCAGACUCUGUUAUGGUUUCACUUAUUAGAGAGGUGGAAAGGCUUGCUAGAACGUUCAAAAUCUCUCUUAAUUCUGGACCUGAUCCUUCAUUUGAAUACUCCAAGGUUCGUUGUUACGAAAUUUUACAAAUUCUCCGUGAACCAUUCCGCCAGGGAACUAGUGGAUGGGAAAACCCAAUCAAGUGGUCAUACUCACUCCAACUACCAAACAACGGAGUCCUGUCCCACUCUGACCAAGGAGAAAUUUACUAUAACUAUUUGGAUACGAUACUAUCAGGACAAGAAGAGCAGAUAGAAAAAAGAAGUUCUUUGAAAGAUAAUAGUCUGGAAAUUUCUAUUCCAAAAGAAAUCACUCCUAUUCUAGAUUCAUUCGAUAAACCACUUGUAUCGGAUUCAGGUUUGAAUGUGCCAAGCGAUUUAUACGAAACUGAUCCAUUAGAAGAGAUUAGAGAAGACUUUAACGAGAUACCCGUGUAUUGUAUUGAUUCAGAGAGUGCUCAUGAAAUUGACGAUGGGAUCUCAAUUGAAGAAAAGGAUGGGGAAUACAGAAUAUCUGUGUUUGUAGCAAAUCCAACGUCUUACAUAAAGCCAACUUCGAGUUUAGCAAAUAUUGCAUUUGGUAGAGGCUCUACCACUUAUUUGCCCGAAGGACCUACUAUGAUGCUUCCUGGAUUUAUGUCUAAGUUGGCUGGAUUAGGAGACUCUACCAGAACCAGAACCUUUGUUGUGCGGUAUCAGGUUGAAAUCGCCCACAUUGAAGAAUACUUGAAGUCUCAGAAUGCUAGUGAUGUCGAUAAUCGUCAAGCUGAGAAAGUAAUACUUCAAAAAAUCCAAGAUAGUAUUACCAAAUCAGCAAAUGUUACAGUUGGGUAUGCAUCUAAUUUCCCUCAAGGGUUCACAUAUGGUAAAGUAAAUGAAAUAUUAAACGAUCAAGAGAACAUCAAAUCAUUUGCCAACGGAUCUCCACUUGGAGAUAUCCAUGCCACUAAUCUCUUCAAGCUUUCCAAAGUAUCAACUGUUUUGAAAGACAUUCGUAUUCUUAUCGGAGAUGGACUCGUUAUAGAAGGUAAGAACUUUGGAGUGAAUGUGAAUUAUGUUCUGAAAGUAAAUCAAGAAUUUAAAUCUAAUAAAGGAGCGUAUGAAAUUGCAUUGAAAGGAGAAGAAAAGAUUUUCCCAUUGAUCAAGAUUGAACCAAAUAUCAAUCAAAGUUCAGAUUCAAAAUCUCAAUUAUUAGUUUCUGAAUGUAUGAUUAGUGCUAAUUAUGCAGCAUCUCAAUUUGCACGCAUAAACAAGAUCCCAGUGAUCUACCGUUCACAAAAUAUGAACUUGGACAAGCAAUUGAGACAAGAAAUAGAUACAAUUGUUAAGGAGAGACACUUCAAUAAUGAAUCAUUGAAUCUUGAAGAUAUGUCCAACAUCUUACCAUUUUUAACGGCUGCAAAAUUGCUGACCAAGCCAGAAAUCCAUCAAUCAUUAGGUGUUAAGGGAUACACCACCGUGACGUCGCCUUUAAGAAGGUACGCCGAUAUGAUUAACCAUUGGAUGUUUGAAGAUUACUUACUCGAAAGAAAGAACAUUGAGAACGGAUCCAACACUAUUACUAGUCGAAUCGAUCCACUGUUAUUGAAUUAUAUUGGUGGUCAUUUACAAAGUUGUGAACUUGUUAACAAGCAAGUUCAACGAUUUUCCAAUAGUUUCUGGGCGGGGGUAUUUUUGAAACAAUAUACAAAAUUAGUUCUGAAUGGGAAAGUUGAACCGAUCCCAUUCAAAGUUUUAGUACAAUCAAGACCUAAACUUGGGAUGAUUAGAGUGCAAAUGAUUGAUUUCCCUGAUUUGAAAACGCAUAUCCUGGUGAAUUCCACCUUGACGGAAUACUAUAAGGAAGAUCAAAUCCCAGAGGUAGGACUGGUUUUGGAAGGAGUGUUUGACUUUGUGAAAUUGGACUACAUUGAAAACGAGGUAGUUAUUGAAUUUCAAGGCGUUGCUUAACCCAAAGAAUUUAGA
Messenger RNA from [Candida] anglica, 3687 nucleotides. The record is from the annotation of a GenBank genome assembly. Lineage: Eukaryota; Fungi; Ascomycota; Pichiomycetes; Serinales; Debaryomycetaceae.